Molecule: messenger RNA, 1154 nt
Organism: Chenopodium quinoa (quinoa)
Lineage: Eukaryota; Viridiplantae; Streptophyta; Magnoliopsida; Caryophyllales; Amaranthaceae
Product: expansin-like B1
Exons: 4
Coding region: 103-888 (261 amino acids)
Cellular component (GO): extracellular region
Source: RefSeq, a predicted model, not a curated record
UUAUAAAUAUUGGUAGCAUAUUGUAAAGUUACUACCUCAGAAAUUCCCAAAUUCAAACCAUUUUUUUUUUGUUUGAAAAAAAAAAAGUUUAAGAUAAGAUAUAUGGGUUCCAUAAUUAAAAAUUACACGUAUGAUACUGUAGUUGUUGUGCUAUUUCUCCUGCCUGCAUUAAUUUGUUGCUUAGAAGAGCCCAUCUUUCGUUCCAAGGCAACCUAUUAUCAUGCUAUUGAUGGUCUUGGAACCCCAAGAGGAGGGUGUGGAUAUGGCGAGUAUGGAAGAAUAAUCAACAAUGGAGAUGUAGCUGUGGUUACUUCUUCUAAACUCUACAAGGGUGGAGCUAGUUGUGGUGCUUGCUACAAGGUUAAGUGCAAGGAGGCAGUAUGCAAGGAAGACGGAGUGGUGGUGAUGGUGACAGACUACGGUGUAUCAGACGGCGAAACGGACUUCAUAUUAAGCAGUAAUGCAUUCAACAAAAUGGCAAUGCCUAAUUAUGAGAAGGAGUUAAGGGAUGAUGGUAGAGUUCCCAUUGAAUACCAAAGAGUUGCUUGCCAAUUUCCUGGAAAAUCUCUAGCACUUAAGGUUGCGGAACAUAGCCGUUUUCCUUCUUAUUUGUCAUUUCAGUUCUUGUACCAAGCUGGAGAUGCUGAUAUCACUGCUGUUGAAAUGUUUGAGGAAGAAGCCCUAGAGUGGAAGAGAUGCCGGAGAGCGUACGGAGCAGUUUGGGACAUAGCAAAUCCACCAAGGGGUCCUCUAACAGUGAGGUUCUUUUUAGAUGGAAGUGUAAGUAAGAGAGCUAGAUGGGUUUUGGUGCCUAAAGUCAUCCCUACUUAUUGGCAAGCUGGUGUUGCUUAUGAUACUUCUAUUCAACUUAAUCAAUUAGAUAAUUAAGGACUACUUUAUUCAUGUUUAAUUAAUUAUAUGCUGGAUUCUUAAUUAAGAUAUGAUCAUGCAUCAUUGUAUGAUUUUGUGGAGCAAUUCUACUUAAUUAAGUAUUUUUUUUUGUUUUAUUUUAAAAGCCACAAUUGGCUUCUUUAAUGAGUGAGGGGUUUGAUUCUAGUUAUUACAAGAAAUUAUUGUAUUUUUCCUUUAAUUUUCUAAAUCUCUUUUAAUAAGUUAAUUUUAUAUAAGGAGUUUUGAUUUGAGCUUUUUGAUUA